UCGGGCAACACCGACCAGGUCAAACGUCAAGUUAAAGCUGCAUAUUUCAAUAAUGUGUUUUAAUUAUUAAAAAUGUAAAAUAUUAGGAAUUACAGUGAUAAAUGGAUGUACCACAUCCUAAUUAAAGUGUGAAAGUGUUAUCAUAAGUUUUCAUGCAGCCUGUGAAGCCAAAUAUUGACGACAAAAGUACGACAACUGUCAACGGAGUAACGUUCAAGAUUUAAAAUUACACCGUAUUUAGUGGUGUUUUUUGGAAGAUAUUUACAGUGUUACAGAACAAACUACUAAGAUGACAACACGUCGGGAUGUGAUAAUGGCUAGAAUGAAGCAACUACAGGAAGAACUUAAAUUAGCUAAUGAGUUCAACAAAAAGCUCCUUCAGGAACAGGAGGAGAGUGAGCAGGAGAUUGAGCGUGUUGUAAGAACAAACACAAGCCUCAAAAAUCAGCUAGCCAAUCAAGAUGUCGAGUAUGAAGACCUGCAAGGACAACGAGAUGAACUCCAGGCAGUCGUAGAAAGGUUCCAGCAUUGCCAAGAGAUACAUGAGCAGGCAUUACAACGCAUCCGGGACCUCGAGCAGCAACUGCAGGAGUCGGAUUCAAAACGGUAUUGCAAGUAUUGCUCCGGGAACUCCGCUCCGGCUGAAAACAAUUUAAAUCCAUCGAGCGGGUACCCGGUGUGCAUGGACUCGCCUGCGCCUGCUCGGCGGCGCCCCGCCGCGCCGCACUCGCCGGCGCUCCGUGCCGCGCUGGCGGCGCCGGGGUCGCCCGCGCUGCGUGCCUUGUUCGCGCCGCGCCCGAGCCCCGCGCCCGCGCCCGCGCCCGCGCCCGCGCCCUCUCCGCGCCGCGAGCCCGAGCCCGCCGCCCGCCGCCCUGUCCCGCCGAGCCCCGCCGUCGCCGCGCCGGCUCCGUCGCCGCCGAGCCUCCUGCGGCUGGCUCUCGAGCGGCUGACCGUCGAACCUGAGCCGCGGUCGCCGGCCCCGACACCGUCGAGCCUCCUGCGGCUGGCUCUGGAGCGGCUGACCGUCGAGCCUGAGCCUCGGCCGCCGGCCCCGUCGCCGGCGCGCGCGUCGAGCGCGGCGCCCGCCCCGGCGCCCGGCGCUCCGCGCGCGCGGAGCCGGGACCCUCCGCGGUCGACGGUCAUCUAUUCUGACGCAAUCGGGGCCGGCCUCGGCGUGCUGCUGGGUGAAUGUCUCCGGCAAAGUGUAACAAAUGUGUGUUUGCGUGGUGCCUCCGUCGAAUCGGUCGUGCGCCGCCUGGCGAGGGACAAGUUUGACAGUGGCACCACUCUGAUUAUACACCUCGGCGAUAGUGUGGGUGUGAAGAGAUCUCACGUGGGAUCCCUCAUACGCACGCUGUCCGACAUUGAGCGACAUGGAAUUUAUAAAAUUAUUUUAUGCUCUUUUCCGUAUUCCGACUCUGUUUCCCAUGAGCACAACGUUAGAGUGUCGGAGUUAAAUUCCAUGUUGUACAAUGCGACUUGUUACGAAAGCGCUUACCAUUUUAUUGAUCUGAACAUUAUGUAUAAAAGAAAUAAUUACCGUUUUAGACUAAGAGAUAAUUAUUUGAAUGUACCACGGAAUUGUAAAGUGACGACAGCAAAAUUACUAGCUUACAACGUAGAACCGGGGUUUUUUGACAUUUCGGCCAGUGGCAACGGUGCCGGCCGCGCGGCGAGCGCCGGCGCGUGCGCAGCCUCCCCCGCGGGCCGCCCACAGCAUUUAAACUGACGGCUGAGACAGCGGAGAGGCCCCGUGAGCUUAGGUUAGUUCACCAAAACCUACAGGGCUUCUCCAGCAAAGAGUUAGAGGUGGUUCUUUUCUUAGAAUCACAAGAUAUUGAUGUCAUGUGCGUUACGGAGCA
Molecule: messenger RNA, 1862 nt
Organism: Leguminivora glycinivorella
Lineage: Eukaryota; Metazoa; Arthropoda; Insecta; Lepidoptera; Tortricidae
Product: translation initiation factor IF-2-like
Exons: 2
Coding region: 290-1729 (479 amino acids)
Source: RefSeq, a predicted model, not a curated record